Molecule: messenger RNA, 1184 nt
Organism: Chroicocephalus ridibundus (black-headed gull)
Lineage: Eukaryota; Metazoa; Chordata; Aves; Charadriiformes; Laridae
Gene: ANAPC16
Product: anaphase promoting complex subunit 16
Exons: 5
Coding region: 158-490 (110 amino acids)
Biological process (GO): protein ubiquitination
Cellular component (GO): cytosol; anaphase-promoting complex; kinetochore
Source: RefSeq, a predicted model, not a curated record
GCAUGCACCGCGAGCGCGACCCCGCGCGCCGCCUGCGCCGAGCCGUCCGGGCGGCCGGACCUAGGAGCCCGCCAAUGGUUGCGACCCGCAGUCGGCAUCCUUUCAGCGCAAAGCAUCGUCUGGCUUCCCGGGCCUGCCCAGGCUGGGACAGGGUGAAAUGGCAGCCUCUUCCUCAUCCUCAUCAGCUGGUGGAGUCAGCGGCAGCUCUGUAACAGGAUCAGGGUUCAGUGUUUCAGACCUGGCACCGCCCCGAAAAGCCCUCUUCACUUAUCCCAAAGGAGCUGGGGAGAUGCUGGAAGAUGGCUCCGAAAGAUUCCUCUGUGAGUCUGUCUUCAGCUAUCAGGUUGCAUCUACAUUAAAACAAGUGAAACACGAUCAACAAGUCGCACGGAUGGAAAAACUAGCUGGUCUGGUGGAAGAGCUGGAGGCAGAUGAGUGGAGGUACAAGCCAAUAGAGCAGCUCCUGGGAUUCACUCCCUCCUCGGGCUGAGCGUGUCUGGAUCGCUGCUGUCAGGGAGCAGAAGAAAAACAUUCUCUGGCCUGGCUUCAAAACACACCCCCGUUUAUCAGGAUGCUGACAGCUGCAUCGGCAGGACUGGGCUUUUUUUUUUUUUAAAGUUGAGAGUGAGGAUCCCCCGUAAAGCUGCCAGUAAAUGGAAAUGACAGGAUUCUUUAAGUCCUCUGCAGCGUUAACAGUCUGGCAGGGCUCGGUUUCUGUAACUUAGAAGGCAGGAUCGGUUUUACAGAACUGGGAGAAUCACCUUAUUGUGUACAGAGGAGGGAAGACUCACAGUGUGGUGGUGGGGAAAGCAACCCAGUAACUCAGUCUGGCCUUUCCGUGGUGUGCGGAUGGAAGAUUGGGUGAUACGCGGGCUGGGAAGCCUGUGUCUUUGCCACUCAAACACUCUUCAGCCCUAACUGUUGUUUCGGGGGAUGAACGGGACAAGAACCGUCCCGGGUCGGCUGAGAAGGGACAGGCAGCGACACCUUGUCCAGAGGCAGCUGGUGUAUCGCCAACACGGCUCUCUCUCCAUUGCUGUUUCUCUUGCGUCUGCACAGCGAGCACUGGUGGGAUGCUGCUCUCUAAUGCAAAAGCUGUAUCUUUAAUACCCUGAAACUCUUUUUCCUCUUUAUUAUCUAUUAGAUUGCUCUGUGAUAAUAAAAUAAUUCUGUCUUUGAAAGCA